Molecule: messenger RNA, 756 nt
Organism: Aspergillus caelatus
Lineage: Eukaryota; Fungi; Ascomycota; Eurotiomycetes; Eurotiales; Aspergillaceae
Product: histone H4
Exons: 2
Coding region: 119-430 (103 amino acids)
Biological process (GO): nucleosome assembly
Cellular component (GO): nucleosome
Molecular function (GO): structural constituent of chromatin; protein heterodimerization activity; DNA binding
Source: RefSeq, a predicted model, not a curated record
ACCUCUGAUUUCAGCAACCGGCCCGCAACGCGUCGCGUCUAUCGCCCUACAACCCACCGUUUCCAUCUAUAUCUCAUCGAUUUCCAUCUCUUUUCAUCCUACUUGAACUUUAGACAACAUGUCAGGACGCGGCAAAGGUGGUAAGGGUCUCGGAAAGGGUGGCGCCAAGCGUCACCGCAAGAUCUUGCGUGACAACAUCCAGGGUAUCACCAAGCCCGCCAUCCGUCGUCUCGCUCGCCGUGGUGGUGUCAAGCGUAUCUCCGCCAUGAUCUAUGAGGAGACCCGUGGUGUCCUUAAAUCCUUCCUCGAGUCUGUCAUUCGUGAUGCCGUUACCUACACCGAGCACGCCAAGCGUAAGACCGUCACCUCGCUGGACGUGGUCUACGCCCUCAAGCGCCAGGGCCGCACCCUCUACGGUUUCGGUGGCUAAAUGCCCCGCCCUCGAUUUCUUUUUGUUUUGUUCCUCGUCCGACGUGUAAUGGCGGUUGUCGUCACACGACCGAUUCUCGCUGGCUCGAAUGGACGGAGGUGCUGAGCGCUUUACGGUGUGAUACUUGUUUCUCAAUCAAUUUUCUUUUUCAUGGAAUCUGCGUCAUGAUUAUCACUGGGUACGGGGUUUUGGGACGGUCGGUUUUCUUUUUUAUCCUGAAGGAUGGUAUUUUGUCGGGCUUGGUACGGUUUCGGUUGGAGGGAGCAAUGGGUUGAACUUUUAUGUAGACUCAUUGGAAUAACAAUCAAACUACCUAGUAACAUAUA